Messenger RNA from Adelges cooleyi (spruce gall adelgid), 5350 nucleotides. RefSeq lists its product as uncharacterized. Gene Ontology annotation, molecular function: tRNA (guanine) methyltransferase activity; RNA binding. NCBI's taxonomy places the organism in Eukaryota, Metazoa, Arthropoda, Insecta, Hemiptera, Adelgidae. The coding region runs from base 992 to 5161 and encodes 1389 amino acids. The record is from RefSeq and is a predicted model, not a curated record. Gene Ontology annotation, biological process: tRNA methylation. The transcript is spliced from 13 exons.
AAACAGCAUCCGACCCACCUGACAAUGUCGCGGUUCAUGUCCGGCCAGCAGUAGCGUGACUUGACCAGGCGGAGUGUUGUGCCGCGGCCGCCGUGAGCUUGGCCGUGCAAGACGUUAAAGACGUUUCGUCGGAGCCCUACUGGAACGUACAGGCGUGCGUUGCCUGUUGAAAAAUCAGAGAAGAUGACACCGUCUUUCGUGUCGCGGGGUUGGAGCUGCAGGGCGCAUUUUUCGGAACCGGACAAUAUGUUCUGGAGCUGUUGAUCCGUCGCUUGUUGUUUUGCCCACUGCGCGAGGUCGGACAGUCCUUCGAGCACUUCUGUGAUUUCCAGCUGUGAUAGAGCGUCCGGCACGAUGUUCUUCUCGCCCCCGAUGUGUUCGAUCGCACAAAUAUAUUGCGCUAGGAACGCGAAAUAUGACGUACUUGUCGGUCGCUACACUUAUCGGACUUUUGUGUGAACAUGUACAGCAGUGGCUUGUGGUCAGUCCGCAAGGUCGUCAUGCGUCCUUCGACAGCGUGCAGGAAAUGACGAGUGGCCGAAAACGCGGCGAGAAGCUCACGGUCGUACGCACUGUAUCUGGUCUCGGUUUCGGUCAGUUUUCGUGAGAAAAAUCCCAAAGGCCGCCACAUACCACCAACCUCUUGUUCCAAGACGGCUCCCACGGCUAUACUUGAUGCGUCAGUGCUCAGGCGAAGCUUCGCGUUUGGCUCGGGGUGUGCCGACUGCGCCGUGUCGGCCAAACCGUCCCGACGCGCGGAAAACUUCUCGGGUAUCAUCCGUCCAAGCAAUCGUCCCGUCUCGCUUUUUAAUUUGUGCGGCCAAAUUGUACAACGGCGCUUGAAGACGAGCUGCAUCGGUUUGCAUGUUUUUUAGCGUUUUGGGAACCCCUGGCUGCUCUUAUCAUACAUUGCUAGCGGGACUGCCUUAGAUAAACACGAUAUGUUUAUUUGAUACACUCAACUGAAUUUAAAGUCAUUCUCGUUACAAUUAUGGAAGAAAUUACAAUGCUGCAGUCAAUGUUAAAUAUCUUGAACAGUAAUAGUCCCAUGAAAAAAACCAUAGUUGAAAUAUUACCAGUUUUGCUUAGUAAUUUUGACUUAAAUAAGGAAUCUAGUGUGUAUCAACUGAUCCUCGAUAAUGCACAUAAUGUUUGUAAUCAGUUAAUAAAUAAUCAAAAUGAAAAGAAUUCAGAAAUAUUAUCCGAAAAUCUUAAAUCUUUAUUUAUUGCUCUAACUGAUGUAAUUCAAAAUUGCAAUAUUAAUGAUAUUGUACUUCUUUUAGAACACUGUAUUCAGCUGAGUGUUAAUGAUGGUUUUAAAUCAUAUAACCAUAAACAAUUUGAAAAUAGUUCUUUUUGUGUUCAAAAGUUGUACAAUUUGUGUAGGGCUCGGGUAGAAGAUAAUGAAAAUCUCGCUGGAUUAAGAAGUAUACUGAUUGAUAUUAUAAUUAAUGAAUCAAAUAUGAAAAAAACUCAAAUAGACAGUGUUUCUACGUUUUUAAAUAACAUCAUGUCUACUGAUUACAUGAUUACGUUGUGGCAAAAAAUAAAACAUAUAAUUUUAUCUUAUCCUGAUCGCGUUAUAACCGUAUUGUAUAAUUUGCAGUGUUUUUUACUAGAUCCCACUUGUGCUAGUGUUGUUUUGAGCGAUAGCGAUUAUUGGAAUUUAAUUUGUGGCCUAUUGAUUCAUGAUAAUACUGUUGUUAGAGGUUAUACCAAUGCGGUUUUGAAAGCUUCGUGUACUAAAUUUUUAAGUACAAACUGUUUAUAUCAUCCACAUGUGAGCAAAGAUGAGUACAUGUUAUUGUGGAAUGACUACGUUGUUGUAAUGGAAACAUUAGAAAACUCUCAACAACAUUUGGUUUUACCGGUUCUGAACACUUCCAAGAUACUUGCAUUGUCCAACACCACUAAUGAAAAUCAAAAUGUUGUUUAUAAGAUACCGUUAAACUGGAUUACAGUGAUGCAAUGUAAAAUGUCAAGACAUCAGUCGAAGCAUGUUGUUUUGGCAAGUAUAGAUAUUGUUACAAAUUUAGCUCCAUCGACGCUGAUCGAAGACGAACGAUUAAUGAAAUCAUUUGUGAUUUCUUUGAAUAACGUUUUUUUGUACAAAAUGUCUAAUGAAAUUCAAGUCGAUCAACCAGACAUGGAAAUUAUACUUACAAAUUGGUUUGACAGAUUGACCGUGUCUAGUGAUGGCAUACAUGUUAUUGAUUUGUUUUUAUCAUAUGUACCAAUUGUCCAGUGGUCACCGGUACCUUUGGUUUUUGUAACUAAGUCGCUUGCCAAUAUGUCAGUUGUUUCACCUUGUGAGAACUUCAACAGUCGCGUUUUGAAAAUAAUAGAUAUCUCUCAGAAUAUAUCAAACUCAUAUCUGAAAGCUUCUAUUCAAUGGUUUUUAUUUUUAUUUGUUAGCAAGUUUAUCUCUAUUCCUAGCACACGGAUAUCUUGUGAUCUGUUCAAAUAUAACAUAAUACAUCGCAAAGGCACUAAAUCGUGUAAUUUUAUAAUUGAUACUUUUAAGAAAAUUAGCAAUGUGACUGAGCUUGACCAACAAUUGACGCAGCAAGUGAUAACUUUUAAAAGCAUAUCUGCAACAACAGUUGGAUUAGUAAUUUUGUCGGAUGUCUACAAUGAUAAGAUUGACAGUGUACAACGUUUAAAUCAAACAUUGCACAACUGUGAAACUGUAACUAUGCGAGUAUUGAAGUUCCUGGAUUGCUUGAUGGAAAGGGAAAGUACUCAUCGGGGCUGUGACGAUAAUUUGAGUAAGGUGUUGGACGAAAACGUUUGGCGUCUCACAUCACUUUGGGUCGACCAGUGUUUUGCUGGAGAAGAAUUUGAAGACCAAAUUGUUUCCGACUAUCUGGAUAAAACUUUGUCUUUGAACAGAAUACCGUAUACUGCAAGGACCGUGGAUUUAAUGAAUUCUUGGCUGAUCAAAUGCACGUACAUGUUAACUAACAAUUUGGGCAGUUACGCUGUUUUAGCUAUUUUCAGUUUGAUCGGUAAAUAUGCAGAAAAGUGUCCAUCAGGAGACCAAUUACUAAACGCAUGGGUUAUGUCGACUAACAGUUUCAUAGAUGACGGUUAUUUUUCAAACAGAAAAAAACAUUUUUAUCAUUCGAGAAAACCUGGGUCGCAUACAAUUCCACAAUUAGAAAUAGUCAGCACUUAUGUCCAGCAUUGCAAUUCAGUAUCACAAACUAAAAUACUAGACUUAUUUCAAUGGAUUAUGGAUAAAACAGUGGAGAAUCGGGAUUUUUUUUGGUGUUCUUAUCUGUCGGCUGCUUCGAUUUGUUUAAGUAAAUAUCCAGUCCAAAAACAUUGCAAACAAGUAGUCCAGUUCGUAGAGGUUUGCUGGGAUUUUUUAACUACCUGCAGGAUAUCCUGUUUUCCGAAUAGUAUUAGAGGUUUCAUUCAAUUGGCGUUUCAAGACUAUCUGUUAGUAGAAAAUGAAUAUACAAAUUUCAUUAAAAAUCAGAUAUUCCGACAACUUUUAUCGGACCAGUAUCGACACCAAUUUUGUGUUUGUUUCUCUACGUUAUUUUUAGAUGAUAUAAUUAACGGGAAGAUAAGAAUAACUGAAUAUUCUAAUUUAUAUUCAGCUGCCACAGAAUUAUUUGCAAAUUUUAUUAUGUAUGGUACAGAGCGAUAUGGGGCCAUUAAAAUUGAAUGGGAUACCCUUGAAUAUGUUAGAACGCUGAAAGAUUUUGAAAUCUCCAAUGAUAUUAUCUCGGAUAAGAACAUACCUGACGACCGACGUUUACGUUUUAAUACAAUCAAAUGUUUGUUUAAAAUAAAUUGCAACCAGAUGUGGAACGAUGUUAUAAAUAUUGUUAUACAAUUAGAAACAUCAUUACGGGAUAGGAAAUAUUUUCAUAAUUCUAAAGCCUACAAGAUUAAACAAAGAAUUUCUCAGUUUUUGCUUAUUGCUGUUAGCAAUAAUCAAGAGCUUUGUUCUAUACUAAAUGAUACUGUGUACAUAUGGUUGCUUUCAAGUCUAAAAGAAGUAUCUCAUAUUCACAGUGUAGCUUAUCAAAUUAUAUGGUUGUUGGUUCUAACAUACAAUAAUACACAUAUAUCUACGGACCUAUGGAAUGAUUUUAAAAAUGCCCAAGAAAACCAAAACUACUUGUGUAGCUUCAUAUCAAUAAUUUAUCAUUUGCAUAAAAUACAUAAUGACCACCAAUUUGCAAAUCAAGCUAUUUAUUAUCUGUUGCCAUUAUGCUUUUCAAAUGGAUAUAAAAUACGAUUUUAUGCACAAUCGACAGUAUGUAAAUUAUGUUCAAACAAGUCUAAUGAAUGGUCAAUUGUAUGCAAAGCAAUGGAAAAAACAAUGGUUGAAAAUGAACAAACAAAAAAUUAUGAGAAUCCUUUUAAAGAUUUUUUUUUUCAAAAUGUUGACAUGUUGAACUCUUUAUCGCUCAAAAAUAUUUGUAUAGAAUUACCACGAUUAAGUAAUAUAGUUUAUGAAGAAAGGUUUCCACAAGAGUGGUUUAGUGACUUUCCGGUGAAUAUUGAUGGCGAUAAGAAUUAUGACUUAACAACUUGUUCUUUAUCAUCUUACAUUAGAGAAAAAACUAUUCCAGUUAUAGUAUCAAAUGAAUUAACUAUUACGGAAAAUACUCAUCAUGCUCAACGAAAAUAUAUACCAUCUCAUCCUCAAGAUGGUAAAAGAAACAAGUCGGCCUUAAUAGUAGUUGCUUCUCUUAUAGAUAAGAUAACAAAUUUAGGUGGCUUGGCUAGAACAAGUCAAGUUUUUGGAGCUUCAACUUUAGUUGUUGACAACUUAACUUGUGUCGAAAAGAGAGAAUUUACAGCAUUAAGCAUGACUGCUGAAAAACAUUUAGACAUUGUCGAGGUUAGAAUAAAAAAUCUUAAAACCUAUCUACAAAAACUCAAAAAUGAAGGAUACCAAGUUAUUGCUGCUGAACAAACGGUUAAUAGUGUACAGUUGCACGAGGCGAAAUUGUCGUAUAAAUGUGUUCUUGUUCUCGGGAACGAGACAUCGGGCAUGCCACACGAUUUGCUGUCUAUGAUGGACACGUGCGUAGAGAUCAAACAAUUGGGCAUAGUUAGAUCAUUAAAUGUACACGUAGCUGGGUCGCUAUUUAUCUGGGAAUACACUAAACAGCAUUGUCUAGAUCCUAUAAAUUGAUGUUUCCCUGUAUUGUUGUUUAUAAAUUAAAAAUAAAGAGUCUGUAUAAACUACAACCGUCUUUAUUAGGAGUACUUUUAUAAACGGUGUUAUUAAAAUGAUUAAUAACUACAUAUUAUUAUUAUUACACCAGUGCCGGAUCCAAAGAUGGGUGAUCACCUGCCUCCCCCUUUUCAUUAGCCGCCUAUA